Messenger RNA from Cyanistes caeruleus (blue tit), 2018 nucleotides. It is a transcript of the gene ATXN10, whose product is annotated as ataxin 10. Gene Ontology annotation, biological process: neuron projection development. Gene Ontology annotation, cellular component: cytosol. The record is from RefSeq and is a predicted model, not a curated record. NCBI's taxonomy places the organism in Eukaryota, Metazoa, Chordata, Aves, Passeriformes, Paridae.
GCCGGGCGAUGGCGGCGGCGGCGGGAGCGCUGCCCGCGGCUCGCCUGGAGAGCGUGCGGGCGCUGUCGGCUCUGUUCCGGGAGGCGCAGCCCAGACAAACAGCAGGAGAAAGUGUAUUUCGGAAUGUCCUGGAAAUCCUGACGAACACCUCAAGUACCAUUGAGCAGACCUGUAAGGACUCCUGUGGACUGGCAGAUCUAGACACCUGCCUGCUGCUCAUAGCAGAGUGCUUCAGAUGUCUGAGGAAUGCCUGUGUUGAGUGUGCCAAGAAUCAACAUGUCAUGAGGAACUUGGGUCUCAUCUCUACAUCUGUCCAUUUGAUAAAGCUGCUUCAUGGACUACAGAUCAAAGAGGAAUUGUUACUGACUGCUCUUCGUUGUAGUCUCCAAUUUCUUGGAAACAUUGCUGCAGGAAAUGGAGAUUCCCAGAAUAGCAUCUGGAAGUGUGCUUUCCCAGAUCUCUUCUUGACUUGCCUGACAUAUAGUGAUGAGAAAAUUGUCACUUAUUGCUGCAUGGUCCUGUUCACUUGCCUAAAUUCAGAGCGAGUGAGAGAACUGCUGGAUCCAGGGAAUUUGACUGUGGCUCUUCAUGUCCUGAGAGUCUACAAGGAACAGUUGGAUUCUGAGUGGUCGUUCCUGAUUGUUACAGAACAUUUGCUGAAAUGUCCAGAGCUGGUAAAAGCCCUCUAUGCCAAACUGAGCAAUCAAGAAAGAGUUACUUUUUUAGAGCUAAUGAUGGUGAAAUUAAGUGACAAGGACUCAGUUACCAGUGAAGAAAUGAAUGUGUUUGUGAGACAUGCUGACUUCCUUGCAGUCUGCUUCCAAGAGAAAUGUGGAGCUGUGCUCAAGUUAACCGCUGCAGCAGAUGCAGAAGAUGAGGAAGCACUGGUGACAAUUCGUCUUCUCGACGUUCUUUGUGAAAUGACCUCAAACAACAGCCAGCUGGAACAUCUGCAGGCAUUCCCUGGUUUGCUUGAAACAGCUGUAGAUACCCUGAGAUUAACUCACCUUGCUGGGAAACAGGCUGUAAAUAUUUUCACUGCCACCCAUGCUGUGACAGGGCAGGAAGAAAUUUCACAUCCAGCUGUGGGUUUCAAAUCUCAUCUCAUUCGUUUGAUUGGAAAUCUGUGUUACAAGAAUAAGGAAAACCAAGAGAAGGUGUAUGACUUGGAUGGCAUUUCCUUGAUUCUGGACAACUGCAGCAUUGAUGACAACAAUCCUUUCGUGAGCCAGUGGGCAAUUUAUGCGAUCCGGAAUCUCACUGAACAGAACGAGCAGAACCAGGCGCUGAUUGCACAGAUGGAGCAGAAGGGGCUGGCAGACAGCUCUGCCCUCGAGAGGAUGGGCUUGGAGAUACAGCAACGAGAUGACAAGUUAAUUCUGCGGUCAGUUAGGAAGAAGCCCUCCUGAGCAAAAAUGUUAGCAAUAGUCAUAUCACUAAAAGGGUACUUCUCUUAUAAAAUAUUUUUCCUUGCUCAGAAGCCAUUAUUUUUUUAGUGCCAGUCUGUUUAAAAUGUUGUGUUUGUUCUCAGACAAACUUCCAGAUGAUGCUUCUGCCUCCCUUUGCUGUAAACAAAAGGCCACCUAUGCGUUUUCUAUGUUCCUGGUUAAAUCAGCUUCUGAAAAAAGGUUCUUCUUGUCAGUUGGUUGGAAUUUCAUUACUUCUCUUUUCAUCAGUAGAAGAAUGUCAUACUUGCAGUAUUGACUUGUUAUAAUUUCCUUUACUGAACCUGGAGAUAACUAUCAUUAAAAAACUUUACAAAGAAAGAGUUCCUUUGCAGGCUGCCUUCUCCAUGUAAAAGAUCUGUGCUGAGUUAGGGCUAAACAAGCAGAGUUACUAAUUUUCAAUCAUGGGACCUAAAUAUCUCUAUAUAAACAUCAAGGGAAUGUUGGAUGUACUUAAAUAUUUAGUGAAUUAAACACAACAUGCCUUUUGUCUAUUUAAAUUGUUAGUAAACUGUCUUUUCUACCUUGAUACCUAUCAGUCUUCAUGACAAGUAUAUUAAAACCAAAGCUGAA